This is a messenger RNA of Diceros bicornis minor, 1139 nucleotides long. It is a transcript of the gene PIGF, whose product is annotated as phosphatidylinositol glycan anchor biosynthesis class F. The transcript is spliced from 6 exons. Gene Ontology annotation, biological process: GPI anchor biosynthetic process. Gene Ontology annotation, cellular component: endoplasmic reticulum membrane. NCBI's taxonomy places the organism in Eukaryota, Metazoa, Chordata, Mammalia, Perissodactyla, Rhinocerotidae. The record is from RefSeq and is a predicted model, not a curated record. Bases 387 to 1088 code for a protein of 233 amino acids.
AGUCUAAGGCUCGCGGCUCGCGAGCUUCCCGGGGGUGAAAGCAGCCCCCGCCAACUGUCCUAGUGGCCCCGAGCCUCUGCCCCGUUCCGCCCGCGCCCCCGGGCGCUCGAGCGCCACUCUUCCGGCGUGCCCCAGGGGCUGCCCUGAUGGACCGGCCGUCUUUGGGAUUUGACCUUCUGUGUCUGUCCCUCCGUUUCUCCUGGGCUCCAUGCCCGUUCUCUUUGAUUAUGCCUCUCAGCUCGUCCCCUGCUGUCCACACUCCUGCCGGCUGAGGCUUGGGUAGAGUCCCGAGCUACACAGUUUGAGGUGGGGCUGCAGAUAAAGGUCCCGCGAUUCCCGCGAAGGCUCCCCUGGGAGCAGCUCAGAGGGCCUCUUCUCCCGCCACAAUGCCUGUGGACCCGGGCCAGAUAGCCACUCAAGAAAACACCAUGAAAGAUACUGAUAUCAAGAGACUACUGUAUACCCAUCUUUUAUGCAUAUUUUCAAUUAUCCUAAGCAUCUUCAUUCCAUCAUUGUUCUUGGAGAACUUCUCAAUAUUGGAAACACACUUGACAUGGUUGUGCAUCUGUUCUGUUUGUGUAACUGCUGUCAAUCUAGUAUUAUAUUUAGUGGUGAAACCAAAUGCGUCCUCUAGAAGAAGUUCAUUAUCAUACAAGGUAACCAGAUUUUUGAAAUGCUGUAUCUAUUUUCUUAUGUCUUGUUUCUCCUUUCAUAUAAUUUUUGUUCUCUAUGGAGCACCACUAAUAGAGUUGGUGUUGGAAACAUUUUUAUUUGCAGUUACUUUGUCUACUUUUACUACUGUACCUUGUUUGUGUUUGUUGGGACCAAAUAUUAAAGCAUGGCUAAGAGUUUUCAGUAGAAAUGGAGUUACAUCUGUUUGGGAGAAUAGUCUCCAGAUCACUACCAUUUCUAGUUUUGUAGGAACAUGGCUUGGAGCCUUUCCUAUUCCACUCGAUUGGGAAAGACCGUGGCAGGUCUGGCCCAUCUCCUGUACGCUUGGAGCGACCUUCGGCUACGUGGCUGGCCUUGUUAUCUCACCACUCUGGAUAUACUGGAAUAGAAAGCAACUUACGUACAAGAACAAUUAAUUGGAGCAGAGGGAGAAGAUACUUCUUUGUGCAGAUUCCAUAAAGACUGUG